Molecule: messenger RNA, 1056 nt
Organism: Megalops cyprinoides (Indo-Pacific tarpon)
Lineage: Eukaryota; Metazoa; Chordata; Actinopteri; Elopiformes; Megalopidae
Product: apoptosis facilitator Bcl-2-like protein 14
Exons: 7
Coding region: 272-988 (238 amino acids)
Biological process (GO): regulation of apoptotic process
Source: RefSeq, a predicted model, not a curated record
UAAUUGGUGGAUGCAGAACGAAAGUGAUCAUUGAAGGUCGACUGUCCUUUUGGAACACUGAAGAGCCUAAACUUAUGUUCUGUCGCUAGAGAGGGGAGGCUAUUCAAGGUUGGAGUUCGGGCUGCAGUAAGCUGAAGUCUCUUGAAGUGGACGCGCAAUAGACGCUGGAACAGAACUGAUCAGUGGUAACGAGGAACCGGGAAACCACCGUUCAAAGCGUCUGUGGGGUGGAAAACCAGUGUAUGUCCUAGGUGGUCCGAGUGUUGGGGAGAUGGAGAACGGAGGGCUGAAGGCGAUGGGGGCCAGUGAGGACAGCGUGGAGUUUAGGCUGCUUAUGGCAUAUGCGCAGAAGAGACGGCCGCAGCCCACCAACGGAGACGCCACGCCCCCGCCAGCCAAGCCCCCGGCAGAGAAGAAGAAGAAGAAGAAGAAGACUAUCAAGCUGAAGAAACUGUUCCUGGGGUGCAUACACCCCGAGAAGGAGGACUCUGAGACCAGCACAGACCCUGAUGCCCUGGGUGAUGGGGAGGCCCUGGGCAUCCUGGCAGACAGGCUCAGUAAGAUUGUGGAGUCAGUGGACCUGGGGCCUGGAGACAUUGAGACGGACGCACCUGCUGAUGAUAUUCAAGAAAUUGUAGAUUUACUGCGCGAGUCUGGAGACAAACUCAAUGAAGAGUUUAAGAGGAAUCCAUCCCUGGCCCAGCGCUUCCACAGAGAUUUCACCUACAGCCUUUUUGAGAGGAUCACCACCCUGUUCCUGCAGAGGGUGCCACUGUCUGAGAAUCACAGCACCAAGAGCCCACAGGAGGGCAACAUUGCGCUUACCUGUGAGGUCACCAGGAGGCUGACUGCUGUAGACGCCCACCCAAUGAACAUGGUGAUGGGCUUUGGAGCCAAAUACCUGCAGGAGCAUUUCUCCACCUGGGUCCAGCAGCGCGGCGGAUGGGAGAAAGCAUUGGCCAGUGGAGAAGAAGAUGAGGAUCCGUGAGACAGAGGGAUUAUGGUCUCCUGCAUCUUCAACCUGGUGCCAUGAAUCAAAACACUGUUAACUGUUAA